Acanthopagrus latus (yellowfin seabream) is the source of this 3392-nucleotide messenger RNA. RefSeq names its product aldehyde dehydrogenase 1 family, member A3 (gene aldh1a3). The record is from RefSeq and is a predicted model, not a curated record. The transcript has 13 exons. Bases 36 to 1571 code for a protein of 511 amino acids. Gene Ontology annotation, molecular function: aldehyde dehydrogenase (NAD+) activity. NCBI's taxonomy places the organism in Eukaryota, Metazoa, Chordata, Actinopteri, Spariformes, Sparidae.
GGCAGACUUGCCCGGGACUGUACUGCUGACCUAGAAUGGCACAGAAUGGAACAACAGAGAACGGAGUGGCCGAAGAAACCUCAGCUUCGCCUUUUCCCCAGCCUGUCACGGUCCAGGUUAUCAAGUACACCAAGAUUUUCAUCAACAACGAAUGGCUCCCCUCCUGCAGCGGAAGGACGUUUCCCACCGUCAACCCAGCAACAGGUGUCAAAAUCUGUGAUGUGGAGGAGGCAGACAAGGACGAUGUGGACGAAGCCGUGCAGGCAGCCAAGGCGGCCCGGCAGAGAGGCUCUCCGUGGCGGAGAAUGGACGCGUCCAGCCGGGGCAGUCUGCUGCACAAGCUGGCCGACCUGGUGGAGCGGGACCGGCUCCUGCUGGCGACGCUGGAGACUAUGGACACAGGGAAGCCCUUCCUGCAGUCCUUCUUCAUCGACCUGGACGGCAGCAUCAAAACCCUUCGCUACUAUGCAGGCUGGGCCGACAAGAUCCACGGCAAGAGUCUGCACGUAGAUGAGAGCUUCAUGUGUUUAACCAAACACGAGCCUGUUGGCGUCUGUGGAGCCAUCAUUCCAUGGAACUUUCCUCUGCUGAUGUUCAUGUGGAAGAUCGCACCGGCCCUGAGCUGUGGAAACACUGUUGUCAUCAAGCCAGCAGAGCAGACCCCUCUCACAGCCCUCCAUGUUGGAUCGCUCAUCAAAGAGGCGGGGUUCCCUCCUGGAGUUGUGAACAUCGUUCCAGGGUUCGGUCCCACAGCAGGAGCAGCCAUCGCCAGCCACAUGGACAUCGACAAAGUGGCCUUCACUGGUUCUACAGAGGUGGGCCAGCUGAUCAAAGAAGCUGCAGCCAAAAGUAAUCUGAAGAGAGUGACGCUGGAGCUGGGAGGGAAGAACCCCUGCAUUGUGUUUGCUGACUGUGACUUGCAGCUGGCUGUGGAGGAAACCCAGAAAGGAGCGUUUUAUAACCAGGGUCAGUGCUGCACAGCUGCGUCGCGUGUCUUUGUGGAGGAAAGUAUUUAUGAAGAGUUUGUGCGUCGCAGCAUAGAAAACGCCAAGAAGAUUGUCAUAGGAGACCCCCUGGACCCCCGGACGUCCCACGGGCCACAGAUUGACCAACAGCAGUUUGACAAGAUUAUGGAUCUGAUAGAGAGUGGGAAGAAAGAGGGAGCCAAGCUGGAGUAUGGUGGAUCAGCUGUGGGCGAGAAGGGCCUCUUCGUACACCCCACCAUCUUUUCUGGGGUCAAAGACCACAUGCGCAUCGCCAAGGAGGAGAUCUUUGGUCCGGUGCAGUGUAUAUUCAGCUUUAAGAGCCACGAGAAGGCGGUGGAGAGAGCAAACACAUCACAAUAUGGCCUGGUGUCAGCAGUCUUCACCACAAGUAUGGACAGAGCUCUGUCUGUGUCUGCAGCCCUUGAGACUGGCACAGUCUGGAUAAACUGCUAUAAUGCCCUUCACGCCCAGACUCCCUUUGGAGGGUAUAAGAUGUCAGGCAACGGACGAGAGCUUGGAGAGUACGCUCUGGCUGAGUACUCGGAGGUGAAAGCAGUAACAAUCAAACUGAGUGAAACUCUGUGAGAAGAACAGGGAAAGUCCAGCGCUCUGCACUUCCUAUUCCAUCAAACCACAUCACAGUUCUCUCUAACUCGCACGAUCCCUUCUUUGUCUUUAUGCUCAUGACGUUGGGUUAAGGAUAACGCCACUGGCUUCAGUAACGUGGCAGUAAUUUCAUAGUCUUAUAUUUUUCUAAUAAUUCAAUCAAGAAUUUCCCCAAAAGUGUUGCUACGUCUCCAAAUAAGAAUUGAAUCAAAGUAAGAAGUAGCUUAACCCACAGAGCGCAGCAGGUCAGCUGAACAUGUUGAAAAAGGAAUUUGAACACAGCUAAGAAACAGAUAUGACGACAGAUAUGAAGCUAGACUUGAGCUCUUCCUGGGAACACACACCCUGAAAAAUGCAGGCGCACUGAUAAGAUCGUUUCACAGAACUCAUUCCACAUAUUGUAACCUUUUUUGCUCACUGGACAUGGAAAAGGUUCAGUUGUCUUAUCCCUGAGCCAUAACAGGGGUGACUUUCGCCUCAUCACAACGUCUCCCUUAAGCCUCAAGCCCUGAACCCUCACAGACUUAGCUGACGUCCCCUGGUAAGUGUUAGUGAGUGUGAUACUGCAAGGGGGCCGAAUAAUGGUCAUAAUAAAUAAAUAAUCACACAAAGUUACAAAAAUUAAGGAAACAUUUUCAUGAUGUUUCAGAAGCUUGUUGCUUUCUUAUUGUUUGAUCAAGUGUGACUUAACUAGAGAAUCAGUUCUAAAUGAACAUUUCAGAGGUCAGGAAAUUUCCGUUGGUGAAUAUAAAAACAUAGCAUGCAGAAUAAUUAAAUGAAACUGAUUUCUAGAGCACCAUAAGGAUCAUUUUUGUGCUCCCGCUAAUAAGUGAUGGUAACCCUGUAUUCAAACUGUGGGUAAUUCCCUCAAACAAAGUCUGCAGAAAUGUGGACUUACAGAAAGUUGGACAGUACGGAUCCCUGCAACCUCAAAGAGUGUGGACACCGGGAUAAGGCUCCUCUCCUUAUACAGCCAGGUAUGAGUGACUAAAAUUCCAUAUAAGAUGACACCUGAAUCAUCGUGUGGCUGAAAAGCUGUGAAAAAUUAUAAUAUAUUCUAAUAAUAUACCUUCUAUUUCAAACGGUCCUUUAAUAAGAUGCAGACUCUGACCCAACAUUGAGAGUUAAAUCAAUGUUUGUUUUCUUUUUUUUUGUUGCGUUAAAGUUUGAGUGUCUUCUCGGUCAUCCCCAAGGCAAAAGUCAACAGAAUGAGCAUAACUGCCACACAGGGAAAGUAGUGGAAGGAGAUGAGAGGAUAUCUCUACUCCAGUAGUUAUAAUGAUUGACAAAUUGAUUCCACGAGAUGCAUAAAAUGUAGUGAUUAAUCAAUAAGGAUUUUAGAAUAUAAAUCAGUUACUGUCUCUUGUCACAUGUGGUCAUAUAUCCCUAAAUGAGACAAUGUGGGACAGUCAGAGAAUAAACACUGUUUUUGUUUUUGAUGGGCAGCUGAUGUGUGCAGGUACUUUCUGUUUCUGAUCCGACGCGCUGACUCUGACUUGGUGUGAUCUAAACUGAAUGUUCUCUCUGCUGAGGAGAAUGUACCUUCCCUUUCACAUGUUGGAAGGACCUUUGUUUCUUGUCCCAGAUGAGGUAACAUUUACCUUGCCAGUUACAUAUCAGUACUGUAACAGCAGUGAUGUUAUCGUUGCAUUGAUAGUGUCAACUUAAACUUCUUUUUUAACAGCUUUUGUGUUUCAGUGUAUAGUGUUUAUUAUCAUGCGAGAUUCAAGCCUGUCUCUGCAUUUUUGUAACAUUAGUUUGUAUUUAAAUAGAAAUUCUGAAUAAAGAGAUUCAAAUAUA